AUGGCUAAUGAUGAUAUUUCUACAAGUGUAGUACCAUUAGCUACUCGUCCAAUAUCACGUAAACAUCGAGUUCAUAGUCCUAGUUUAUCGACAGGAACAAAUCAAUCAUCAUCGAAAUUACCUAAUCUUCUUUCAAAAGCUACUUUUAAUACUUCAACAUCUGAUUCAAUGCAAUCAAAACGAUAUCGUUCGCAACAACAAAAAGAUUUUUUUAAUACAUCAUCUUCUAAAUUUGAACGACAAUCGACAAAUAUUAAUUCUCAAACACGUUUACCAACAUUAUAUACUUUAACAAGUGAUAAUGAUCAAAAACGAAUAUCCGAAUUUCGACGAAGACAAAUUUAUGCAUUGAAUCAUUUGAUGCGUGAAUUAGAACAAGAACAAUUUCGCCAAUUUUGUAAAUUACAUAGUAUCGGUACUAAUAAUCAUGAACAUACGGUUAAUAGUAAUGAAGAUGCAAACAAAGAUUCAUUAACAUAA
Messenger RNA from Rotaria sp. Silwood2, 480 nucleotides. Lineage: Eukaryota; Metazoa; Rotifera; Eurotatoria; Philodinida; Philodinidae. The record is from the annotation of a GenBank genome assembly.